AUGUCCCACCCGCAAACCCUCUUCACACAAACCUCCUUCCACGGGCCCUCGCUGUUGCAAACCCGCCGCACAACCAUAGCCCGCACGACCGCCAAAGCCCAGCUCAAGAAACUGCGCGACACAGGCCGAUACGAGUGUUUCUCGCUGCGCCACCAACCGGUGUACGACGACCGUUCUCGCUGGCCGUGUCCGGCGCCUGUGUACUGGGACAGCGAUGUCGCGAAGUGGAUCGAGGGCGCGUGUUAUUUGCUCGCCGAAGAGUACGAUGCUGAGGUCGAUGCGGCGGUUAGGGAGAUCGUGGGGAUGGUGAGACAGGCGCAAGCAGAGGAUGGGUAUUUGAAUACUUGGUUUUUGAUCACGGGGGAGGAGAGGUGGGCGAAUGUUAGGGAUUUGCAUGAGUUGUAUUGUGCCGGUCACUUGAUCGAGGCCGCGCUGGCGCAUAGCAAGUACUACAAGAACAAUCUCUUGAUCGAGCCGAUCGAGAAGUACGUUAAGCUGAUCAGCACGGUUUUUGGACCGGGUCCAGAUCAGAAACACGGUUACCCGGGCCACCCAGAGACAGAACUCGCUCUCCUACGUUUGUAUGCAGUAACGGGAAACGAAAGCGCUUAUGAGUUGGCCAAGUACUUCGUCGAGGAGCGCGGUAACCCAACCGGCCAGGAAGGUCUUCCAUAUUAUGACUGGGAGCGAAUACGGCGUGGCGAUAGUCCUUGGAAGCGCUCGGAUAGUUAUCAAAUGCAUACCAGCAACUGGUAUAACCAGGCCCACGCGCCAAUUCUAGAACAGGAAUCUGUCGAAGGCCAUGCUGUGAGGGCAAUGUAUCUCUACACUGGGGUUGCCGACUUACUAUGUUUAGACGAACUUGGUGUGAAGUCGUACAAUCAUAAAAGUGAGUAUUUCGGUACUCUAAGUAAACUAUGGAACAAUAUGGUAGACAAGAAGAUGUACCUCACCGGAGGUAUCGGAUCAAUGUGGCAGUGGGAAGGCUUCGGCAUUGACUACUUCUUGCCGCAAGGAUCCGACGAGGGUGGAUGCUAUAAUGAGACGUGUGCAUCCAUUGGCGUCAUAAUGUUAGCAGAGCGGCUAUUACAUCUUGAUCUCAACUCUAAGUAUGCCGACAUAAUGGAACUAUGUCUUUACAAUGCCGUGAUGACAGGGUUAAGUCUCGAGGGAACCGCUUUCACAUACGUGAAUCAGCUAGCGAGUUCGGAGGUAGAUAGAAACCGCAGAGAGGAUUGGUUCGACACCUCAUGCUGCCCACCGAACGUGAUGCGGCUGUUUGGCUCUCUCGGCGGAUACCUAUGGGACUACGGAGGCACCGGAAAGGAUGUCUACGUCAACGUACAUCUCUAUACGACAGCCAAGGUCAAGUUCCAAGUAGAAGACCAACAAAUAAUUCUCGAGCAAAAGUCAAAUUGGCCUUGGGAAGGCAAUAUACUAUUCCAACUGGAGGCGGCGGCGGCAACAAACGUCACGAUCAGGUUAAGGAUCCCUUCCUGGGCGCAGGGGAGAUUUACGCUCACACCGAGCCAUAAACCUGCAAAGAUCGAAAAGGGUUACCUGGAACUUCCGCCAGCUUAUACAUCUUCAAAUCACGCAUUCUCGAUCCAGAUCGACGGGUUCAAGCCUCGAUUUAUAUCCCCGCAUCCAUAUACCAAUCAGAAUACUCUGACGCUAGCGCGCGGUCCUUUAAUAUACUGCGCUGAGGAUGUGGAUAACGCUUGGGAGCAGGACCACUUCCGCAACGUCGGGAUUAAAUCCGACUCUCCCGUCUCCGAGAGCGACGAGGAGCUCGUCCAAAUAAGGGAACGAUACGUUGCCCUCCGGUCGGUUGGCUGGAUCCGUAAGAUAGAUGAUCGGACCGAGUCAGAGUCCGGAAUGCUCCCCGGCUCGUCAGUCGCUCAGACGGUUGUGACGGAGAAGAAGGAACUCACUUUCAUCCCAUAUUAUCUCCGUGCUAACCGUGGUGGCAGGGGUCACAUGAGGGUUGGUCUCCUAAGACUAUGA
Messenger RNA from Annulohypoxylon maeteangense, 2007 nucleotides. RefSeq names its product glycoside hydrolase family 127 protein. The transcript is spliced from 5 exons. Gene Ontology annotation, biological process: carbohydrate metabolic process. NCBI's taxonomy places the organism in Eukaryota, Fungi, Ascomycota, Sordariomycetes, Xylariales, Hypoxylaceae. Bases 1 to 2007 code for a protein of 668 amino acids. The record is from RefSeq and is a predicted model, not a curated record.